Seminavis robusta is the source of this 393-nucleotide messenger RNA. The record is from the annotation of a GenBank genome assembly. NCBI's taxonomy places the organism in Eukaryota, Bacillariophyta, Bacillariophyceae, Naviculales, Naviculaceae.
AUGAAUAAGGAUUCCAGUGAACAUGACAGUGAUGGCGAUGAGUCCCAACGCCAAACAGAGACAUCUGCAUCCAAGGAGGAAGGAACAACUGAUGCCAAGCCGCCAUCCGAAGAGGUCCAAGAGGAAGAAACACCUGGAAGCCAGAACCCUGAAAACGCUCUGGAGGAAGAGAAUCAAGCAUCCUCUCAAAACCUCAUUGGUGUGGACACCAAUAAUCUCGAGUGCAGCACGGGAGCAACCGAAACUAAUGCUGAAAACAACACAACAAGAGACACCCGGAUCAAUCCAACUACUACUAAUAAUGGUGGGAUACAGGAUCACUCAAUUUUGGAUGUUGCUGUAGGAGGAAUAGAGCAAACAAGCGAGCCACCAAUCUUGAUUUUUGCCUGGUAG